Funneliformis mosseae is the source of this 557-nucleotide messenger RNA. The record is from the annotation of a GenBank genome assembly. NCBI's taxonomy places the organism in Eukaryota, Fungi, Glomeromycota, Glomeromycetes, Glomerales, Glomeraceae.
GUCAGAGGCACCAUCAUAUGCGAGUUCUAAUCAGAAAAAUCGUAAUAAAAGAACAAAGAGAAAAUUAAGCAGAAGGAAGAUUGAUGGAAUCAUUUAUUUAAUAGAAGAAUUGCACGAAAUCGGUGUCAUUGAAGGGGCGAGAGCUCUCAACUAUGAUGAUAAUAAAACAACUAAAAUUCAAGUUUUUGGAAUAAUCCAUCUUGGGUUGAGAGUUCAAUUCAGUAGACUUUGGAGAGCAGAAGGAUCAAUAACUAUUUUCAAAAAAGAUCUUCCAUUGUACGAAUUGCCACAUAACUUUUCUAUUGAUAAAUUUAAGCAUAUUUUAAAAUUUCUGGUAUCGAUAUAUCAGUAUAAGACGAUAUUAAAGAAUAAUAUACAAGUUCUACGUGAGGAGGAAGAUCCCGAGGAAGAUCUCGAGGAAGAUCAGAAGGAACAAAAUAUCUUAAAUGAACUACUAAAUGUUGGUCAGCAACAAGUGCCACCUUCAAAUUCUAAUGUUAAUUAUUUUGCAGAUUGUUUUAGGACUCCGAAAAAGCCAAGACAGAAAAAGGGAGAGA